AUGGUUAUGGCACCGACUGCGUGUGUAUCGACUGCUGAAGUUUCGACUUUCAAGAAAGACUUCACGGCCUUGGACCAUCACGGUCUGGUCAGCAGUCAUGGCGAGGACACCUUGUCGCAAUCUUCGUUGACUGCCAAGGAUCUGGUACUGGAGGUGUUGAGGAAGCGUGCCUCCGAGGUGGAUGUGGACCACUGUGGUCCAGGUGAGGAGGAUGCGUUCUACGUCGCGGAUAUGGGGGAGGUCUACCGCCAGCAUAUGCGCUGGAAAAUGAACCUGGGCCGUGUGAAGCCCUUUUAUGCUGUCAAGUGCAACCCGGACCCUGAGGUCCUGCGCCUGAUGGCCCAGCUUGGAAACGGUUUCGACUGUGCUUCCAAGGCUGAGAUCGAUCUUGCCCUCCAGACGGGCAUCGAUCCCAGCCGUAUCAUCUACGCCCAGCCCUGCAAGACCAAGUCUUACUUGCGCUACGCAGCCGAGGUCGGCGUCAAGCAGAUGACCUUUGACAACGCCGAUGAACUGUACAAGAUCAAGGCCACUUUCCCGGAGGCGGAGCUCUACCUCCGCAUCCUGACCGAUGAUUCGACCAGCCUUUGCCGGCUGAGCAUGAAGUUUGGUGCUUCCAUGGACCUGGCUCGCCCCCUCUUGGAGCUUGCCUACAAGUUGGACCUGAAGGUUGUCGGAGUCAGCUUCCACGUGGGAUCUGGCGCCGAGGACCCCCGGGCCUUCCUCAAGGCCGUCCAAGACGCCCGCUUGGUCUUUGACCACGCCAGCGAGAUCGGCCACGAGCUUCACACUCUGGAUGUGGGCGGCGGCUUCUGUCAGGAUAGCUUUGAGAAGUUUGCUGGUAUCCUCGGCGACGCCGUGGACUCCUACUUCCCUCCCAACAUCCGUGUCAUCGCGGAGCCCGGCCGCUACUACGUGGCCACCGCCUAUACCCUGGCUGCCAACGUGAUUGCCCGCCGCGACAUCCCAGACCCUGUGGAUCCCUCGCGUGACGCGUACAUGCUGUACCUAAACGAUGGCGUUUACGGCAAUUUCUCGAACAUCAUCUUCGACCAUCAGCACCCCGUUGCCCAGGUGCUCACUUGUGCCUCUGAGGGCUCCCAGCCUGGCUCUCCGAACUCUGCGACUUCGGAGAAAAUCACCUACUCCAUCUGGGGCCCUACCUGUGAUGGCAUCGAUGUCAUCACCGAGCGCAUCGACCUGCCUGGCCUGCUGAACACUGGUGACUGGCUUUACUUUGAAGAGAUGGGAGCCUACACCAAGUGCAGUGCCACUCGCUUCAAUGGAUUCUCUGAUAACCAUGAGGUUAUCUACAUCUCUAGUGAGACAGGUGCAUCUGCCCUUCUCAACUACUAG
Penicillium salamii is the source of this 1356-nucleotide messenger RNA. The record is from the annotation of a GenBank genome assembly. Lineage: Eukaryota; Fungi; Ascomycota; Eurotiomycetes; Eurotiales; Aspergillaceae.